AUGGAGGCUUUCUCGCCUCCCGCCAGUUCAAGAGGACCUAGGAAACGCCUGAGGGUCAACGAGGCAUGCACUCCAUGUCGGGAUCGCAAGACGCGCUGUGAUGCUCGGCAUCCUGUCUGCCGCGCAUGUGAGAAUCGCGGCGUCGGUCAGCACUGUUCGUACGAUACACCACGCACGAACCUGCGUCGCCGGACUCAACAAGCCGAACCUGUGCCAUCGCAACCGGCGCCUGCCAGAGGUGUUUCUCCUUCAAUGACCGCUGCACGACCGGACACCACAGACAAGCCCCAUGGCCACCAUAAUGAGGCAUCACCAGACCAGCCCUGGUCCUCCAUCCAAAGCGAUGGCCUGGCAACUUUCGUCGGACGUGAGGACAGCUCUGUUUAUGGCCCGUCAUCCACCAUUGUAUUUGUCCAACACGUUUUAUCCGACGAAGCUUCUUGUGAGACAGGCCUUCCCCCUCCCACGCCGGAUAGCCACUAUGACAAAGUCCACAUCCCCGAGAGGAUGCCGGAGCCAAACGACGGAAUGGCAGUGCUGCCUCGUCGACACAGCGCGGACGAUUUUAUCGCCUGUUUCUGGGACUUCAUCCACCCCAUGUUCCCGGUCCUACACAAACCCACCUUUACUGAGAGGUACGAACGGUUUUGGGUCUUAGAAAGCAGUGGCCAAGUUUCUCAACUGUCCCAGCACGCGGCCGAUGAGAAUAACCUCUUUCUGUCAACGCUGAAUCUUGUCCUUGCCCUCGGUUGCAAGUUUAGCAACCUCAUUCCAGAUAAACAGAAAUCCUCUGUGGGGGAUGACUUCUACAAGAAAUCCCGUCAACUGUUCAUAUUCGAUGUGCUAGACUCGGCAUCCCUGCCUUUGGUGCAGCUUCUCGUCUUGAACGGGGUUUAUCUCCAGUCCACUCCAUAUGCGAACCGUUGCUGGAACGCAAUAGGCCUUGCCAUUCGCGUGGCGCAGAGCCUUGGGCUACACCUGGAAGCUAGAGUCAGCCAAAACAGCUCACAAGUGGAGCGGGAAAUCAUGAGGCGGGUUUGGCAUUCUUGUGUCAACUUGGAUCGGCGAUUUGCUUGCCAUGACCUUUGGGCGGCCAACAAUGGCCCUUCUGGGAAGCAACCCUCGGGGAAGCCAUCGCGCCUCGGUUUAUUUGUCUCAUCUUGCACACUUUUGGAACUACUUGAAGAGGUAUUGGCAUUUUUGUCUAGGCACGAGCCUGUAACCAAAAACAUGCAGAGCAAAAGUGCAGCCAAGCCACAAAGGGGAGAAACCCUGACUAGCAUUCUAAGUCUGAAUCGUCGCCUGAACGAAUUCGCAAGCACGAUUCCUGGAUACCUGAAGCUGUCUGAUAAGGACAUAACGCCCACCUCAUCGGUGAACCAUGUUGCCUUGCAGCAACACGUCUUGCAUUGCCGGUUCUUACUUACACGGCUGUUGCUUCUCCGUCCCCUGCUUUUAAGCACGAUCGUUGGAGAGAAAAUAUCUCCGAUGGACUCCCUGGAUAGCAUUGGGCAACCGCUUCUGGACCAUGCAGUGAUCCAGCAGUGUUGCGAGCUCUGUCUACAGACGGCGUACGGCCUAGUCGACACGCUGUAUGGGAACCUGGGCACCUUAUACCGCACGUCGGGGUGGCAUACCGUUUAUUUUACAUUCUCUGCCGCGAUCGUCCUGGUCGCCUCUUUGAAAUGCGAACUUCUUGACCUUCAACCGGCUGACGAGGCAUUUCGAACUUGCUGGUCCCGUUCCUUGUCUAUUUUGAAGCACUACGAACACCAGGUGCAUUCGGCGUCCCAUGCAAUCCGGUCAUUGACCGAAAUUAGACGUCGUGUUUUCCAGUCUACCGGCUCAGCACUCAAUCACAAAAUAGGAGAUAUCUCACCUACGCCUCCUGUGGACAACAACUUGGCUGCCCUCUUUGACUCAAAUUCUUUUGAUAUGUCGACGAGUGGCGAUGCCUCCUCCACUAGCGACCCUAUUACUGAGACCUUUUUAGCCACUGAUCUCAUGCAUGCCGAAUGGCUGGAUUUCUUCACAUGA
Clonostachys byssicola is the source of this 2037-nucleotide messenger RNA. Lineage: Eukaryota; Fungi; Ascomycota; Sordariomycetes; Hypocreales; Bionectriaceae. The record is from the annotation of a GenBank genome assembly.